CACAACAGCACCUUCAACAUGAAAUUCGUCAUUGUUCUCGCCUUCGCCCUCUUCGCCGUGGCCGCCGCCCGCCCCAGUGAUGUGCAGAUCGUCCGCCUGGACUCCGAUGUGGGAGUUGAGAAGUACAGCUUCGCCCUGGAGACCAGCGAUGGCACCAAGAAGCAGGAGGAUGGUGUGCUGAAGAACACUGGCCACGAGGAUGAGGCCAUCGUCGUCCAUGGAUCUUACUCCUUUGUCGGCGAUGAUGGUGUCACCUACACCGUCACCUACGUUGCCGAUGAGAAUGGUUUCCAGCCCUCGGGCGCUCACUUGCCCGUGGCCCCUGCUGCCUAA
Drosophila persimilis is the source of this 333-nucleotide messenger RNA. RefSeq names its product larval cuticle protein 65Ab1. The coding region runs from base 19 to 333 and encodes 104 amino acids. Gene Ontology annotation, molecular function: structural constituent of chitin-based larval cuticle. The transcript has a single exon. The record is from RefSeq and is a predicted model, not a curated record. Gene Ontology annotation, cellular component: chitin-based extracellular matrix. Lineage: Eukaryota; Metazoa; Arthropoda; Insecta; Diptera; Drosophilidae.